AUGGCUGUAUUCUACGGUACCGAACUUGAAGAGUUGGACGAUGAAAAAAGUUGGGAGCCAAAACAGUUCCGGUCGAGCCGCAGUGAAAGAACUGAAAAAAUUGAUUACAAGCCAGAAGAUUUCAUGGAUGAAGAGGAUCUCAGUGAAUUUGGUAUUUCGGCAAGACGAGUUAAAACCUCGAUUGAAGCUGGCGUGCGAAAUGCCGAAAAACAUUUAUUGGCAUGGGAACGAAGCACUCAGAUCUCAGUGAAUUUGGUAUUUCGGCGAGACGAGUUAAAACCUCAAUUGAAGCUGGUGUGCGAAAUGCCGAAAAACAUUUGUUGGCAUGGGAGCGAAGCACUCAGUCAUCGCUCGAAUCAGCAUUAUCCGCUGGUCUUGAAAGAAUAA
Messenger RNA from Gongylonema pulchrum, 387 nucleotides. The record is from the annotation of a GenBank genome assembly. Lineage: Eukaryota; Metazoa; Nematoda; Chromadorea; Rhabditida; Gongylonematidae.